AGCGGAAGUGUCCGCCGCUUACUGGGGCCACCCGCGGCUCUAGCAUGGUGGGGGGCGGCGGUAGUGGGGGCGGCUUGGGGGGUGGCCUACUGGAGAACGCUAACCCUCUCAUCUAUGAGCGUUCUGGGGAGCGACCAGUGACCGCGGGCGAGGAGGAUGAGGACGUCCCCGACAGCAUUGACGCGCGCGAGAUCUUUGAUCUGAUUCGUUCCAUCAAUGACCCGGAGCAUCCACUGACGCUGGAAGAAUUGAACGUAGUAGAGCAAGUACGAGUUCAGGUGAGCGACCCUGAGAGCACUGUGGCCGUUGCCUUCACACCUACCAUCCCACAUUGCAGCAUGGCCACCCUUAUUGGCCUGUCCAUCAAAGUCAAGCUUCUGCGAUCCCUUCCCCAGCGUUUCAAGAUGGAUGUGCACAUUACACCAGGGACACAUGCCUCGGAACAUGCAGUGAACAAACAGCUUGCAGAUAAAGAGCGGGUAGCGGCUGCCUUGGAAAACACCCAUCUGCUGGAGGUGGUGAACCAGUGCUUGUCAUCUCGAUCCUGAGUUUGCUUAUUAGCUCCCAGUUCCACCCAGGGCCCAUUGUCUUGUUUUCUCAAAUCACUGGCUAUGAGAAACUAACAUAUCACAUUUUUUGUAAUAAACCUUUAAUUUAUAUUCAU
Erinaceus europaeus (western European hedgehog) is the source of this 664-nucleotide messenger RNA. It is a transcript of the gene CIAO2B, whose product is annotated as cytosolic iron-sulfur assembly component 2B. The coding region runs from base 45 to 548 and encodes 167 amino acids. The transcript has 5 exons. Gene Ontology annotation, cellular component: cytosolic [4Fe-4S] assembly targeting complex. Gene Ontology annotation, biological process: iron-sulfur cluster assembly. Lineage: Eukaryota; Metazoa; Chordata; Mammalia; Eulipotyphla; Erinaceidae. The record is from RefSeq and is a predicted model, not a curated record.